Symbiodinium sp. CCMP2592 is the source of this 2940-nucleotide messenger RNA. The record is from the annotation of a GenBank genome assembly. Lineage: Eukaryota; Dinophyceae; Suessiales; Symbiodiniaceae.
AUGAGCUUGAAAUGGCUUGUGCUGCUAUUCUUCGGGAGAUGUCUGGGUAAAGGCUGUUGGGAUGAAGAGACAUUAGCCGCGCCAAAGCCACACCAGAACCACAGCGAGUGGCUGGCGGAGCUGAAAUCCUGGCGCGAAGAACAUUCAAAGAGAUAUCAGGCGGAAGCCUACAAAGAUCCAACCUUAACGUGGACUCGAACCUCUUAUGUCCAACCACAGAUCCACUUGUACGAUCGGUUUCUCUUCGAUGGGUCCUGGACGACGGAACGGUACUUGGAUGAUUUGGAGCAUCGUUACGGUGGCAUCGACUCGGUGCUCAUUUGGCCGACUUACACGAACAUCGGGAUCGAUGAUCGGAACCAGUUCGAUUACUUUCGAGCGGUCCCCGGCGGACUUCAGGCUUUGACAAAUCUGACGGCGUCCUUCCACAAGCGGAACGUGAAGGUUCUCUGGGCCUACAACCCCUGGGAUCAGGCGACACGGGACGAGGGCCACCACUGGGAUGUCCUGGCCACUCUGUUGAAGGCCACCGGAGGCGAUGGCUUCAACGGGGACACCAUGACGAGCAUCCCGAAAGAGUUUUGGGAAGCCGGGACUCUUCGUAACUUUACCUUCGCGGCAGAGCCUGAAGGGGGCGGCGUCCCCUGUGAUUCCGACUUUUCCAGCGCAGGAUGGACACCGCUGGGAUGGGGAUACUUUGGCCAGAAGCGAGCGGACCGCAUGACCAUGAAGUACGACUACGAGCCUGGUGUCGACAAGAUGAAGUGGCUCGAUCCCCGCGGAAGACAUUUGACUCAUGUCUGUGAUCGUUGGUCCAAGAGCCGCACGACCGCCAUACAGCUAGCCUUCUUCAACGGAGAUGGCUACGAGUCAUGGGAAAACAUCUGGGGACUCUACAACCAGCUGACGGACAGAGACGCUGAGCUCCUCCGUCGAAGUGCCACACUUCUUAGAUGGGCGGGCCAACGGAACUUGAUCCAUGACUUUGAUGACUGGGUCCCUCACGCACCUGAGGCGACAGAUGCUUCCAGGGGCAUCUUUGCCUCGCGCUUCGUGAAGGCGAAGGAGGCUUUGUGGCUCGUGAUCAACAAAGCCACGGACGCUGAGAUCGAGGUGCGACUCCCCGAGCCCUACCUGGCCGAAGGCUUUGAGAUUCUCGACCUCUACCAUGGAACCAAGGUGAGCCCUCAGACGGACGGUGUCGUUAAGCUGACCAUCGAAGCUUCCGGGAUAUCGGCGCUUCUCGCAACGACCAAGGGUGCUCAAGAGGAAGCGCUCCUGGAGAGGAUGCGACAGCUCUCGCAGCGUCGCCUCGCAGAGUUUUCUGACCUUUGGCACGUUCUGCCACAGAAGAUGGACCCCAGGCCGUCUUCCAAGAUCUUUGAUUCCUCGAGCCCACCGCCAGAGAUGGUCUUGCUCCCCCGCAUGAAGUUCAACUUUUCGAGCAGCGGCACGGAGUUUGAGGGCGGAUGCGAUCCAGCAGAUGAUCCCAACGAUAUCUGCUGCAAGUCCAAAUGUGUGGAGCACGGGGGUCCAAGCUGCCAGUGCGGCGUUGUGCAGCUGGAGUACUUUGGAGUCGAUGUGCAGUUCCCCUGGGAAGACCGACCAGAGCGUAAUCACGGAAAGUCGCUUGAUCUUGGCCCUUUUCUGAUUGAUCGCGAUCUGGUCACGAACGCUGACUAUCUCCGGUACUUAAAUGCCAGUGGAUAUAGUCCUGCUGACAACUUCAAUUUCUUGAAGCACUGGCAGACUGGCGGGCCGAAACCAGGCGAUGAGCAGAAACCGGUUGUGAACAUUGGCUUCGAAGAAGCAGAGAGGUACUGCCUCUUUUACGGGAAGAGGUUGCCUCACAGUUAUGAGUGGCAAGUCGCUGCUCAGGGGCCAGAUGGAAGAAAAUAUCCUUGGGGUGAUCACUGGGAUCCUGCUGCCGUCCCCCCUCCAGGUCACGAUCCCGAAAUCAUUCGGAAACACCAGAAGGGCACCUCCGUCUUCGGCGUGCACGACUUGAUUGGAAACGUGUGGCAAUACACGGACUCCUUCCGGGAUGAGCACACCAGGGCCGUCCUGCUGCGGGGGUCCAGCCGUUACAACCCGCAAGUCUCGGAAGCCUUUCCCUCCCUGCAUCAGUCCGUGAACUGGUAUUUCCCUCCUGCUCGCGAGCUGAACAAGCAUUCGAAGUAUUUCCUCAUGAGUGACAGCUACGAGCGUGCUGGGACGCUCGGCUUCCGCUGUGCCGGAGACGUGGCCAAUGGAGAGACGCACACGCCGCAAGUCUCGAAGAAGGAGGUAAACGCGAAGGCCAAGGCGAAGGGAGCGCAGUCGGCGCCCGGAGCGCUUCCAAGCUCCGCGAGGAAAGCUUGGGUUCCUGCAGCUCCCAAGGUCGUCGAUCGUGGGCCUGAGCCAAAGCAAGCCAGCCUCGCGGAAGGCCGCGCGCGCUGGCAGCGCAUCCGGAAGCGCUUGCAAGGGGAGAAGGAGGAGAGGGCCGAGAGGGCCGAGGCCGAGGCCACGGCCAAAGCCAAAGCCUCGAAGUUCUCUCCCCGCUCUGCGUCGGCGAGGCUCAGCGCUGCUGCCGGUUCUGCUGGCGGCCCUGGCGCUGGUUCCCAAGGCGGGAAGGUCGCGCGUUCAACCAGCAAUCGAAGCUCCGAAGCAAUGCCACAGGCAGCAAAACCGAUCGGAGCCUACGUUGGUCCAGAGCAUGCUGUGUCGGUGAGUUUGGAAGCGGCUGCCCCAGACUUGUUGGAGGUUGAAUUCUCGAAAGUGCUCUUUGCGGUCCAGGGCACCUCGUACCUGCCGCCAGCCAUAGAGCUACCACCGGGCGACACAGCGCGUCGGAAGUUCUUCGCUGUGGCCGAACGGGUGGUUCCUCUGCCAGAUGGUGCAAGCGAGGUGAAGGGGGCUUCGCUCUCGAGGUCACUUCUCGAUCUUUCGUUGCCGAGCUGA